Messenger RNA from Pectinophora gossypiella (pink bollworm), 1860 nucleotides. Its product is annotated as ribosome-binding protein 1-like. The transcript is spliced from 4 exons. NCBI's taxonomy places the organism in Eukaryota, Metazoa, Arthropoda, Insecta, Lepidoptera, Gelechiidae. Bases 1 to 1860 code for a protein of 619 amino acids. The record is from RefSeq and is a predicted model, not a curated record. Gene Ontology annotation, cellular component: extracellular matrix.
AUGAUUUGGAAGGCUGCAGUGUUACUGGGCGCGGCGGUAUGUGUGCUAGGGCAUGGCGUGGCUGUCUCCGAGCAGAAGUUGGAGCUGCGCUUCUCACCGGAGCAGCGCGGACACCACGGCGAGCUGGCCCACAUCGGGCCUCACGCGCCUGAACAUCAUGAAGAAUACGCUUGGUCGUAUCCCUCAUAUGAGUUCUCAUACAGCGUGGCGGACCCUCACACGCACGACUACAAGGGCCAGCAUGAGCACAGAGAGGGUGACGAGGUCCGGGGCAUGUAUUGGCUGCUGCAACCUGACGGGUUAAAGCGUAUCGUCAAGUACAAUGCCAACAAACAUACCGGAUUUCUAGCCGAUGUGCGUUACGAGAAGACUGGCCACGUUGCCCGCGGCGAGGAUCGCCGUGAGGAGCGCAGACAAGAAGUUCAACUACCAGAAGCCAGAGAAACGGGCCCUCUUGUACCAGUGGUCGAACACCAUGUUCCAGUAUUCAAACACCACAGCCCAAGAGCUGAACGUGAUGGACGCCAAGAAGAAAGCAGAUCAGAACGCAAUGAAGGUCGCGUUGAGGAGCGACGGGAAGAGCGUAGAGCGGAAAUGAGCGAGGGAAGCUGGGGAUGGAUAGGACACAUAGGUCGUGGAGAAGAACGAAGAGAGGGUCGUGGCGAGGAACGUCGUGGCGAGGAACGACGUGGUGAGGAACGUCGUGGAGAGGAACGACGUGGUGAGGAACGUCGCGGAGAAGAACGACGUGGUGAGGAACGUCGCGGAGAAGAACGACGUGGUGAGGAACGUCGUGGAGAAGGGCGUGGAGAGGGACGUGGAGAGAGACGUGGAGACGAACGUGGAGAGGGACGUGGAGAUGGACGAGGCGACGGACGUGGACAGAGACGUGGAGAAGAACAAGGUAAAGGAGGUUGGUUGAGAUGGCUAGAACACAACGAACGUGAGGGUCGCGGAGAGAACCGCGGUGAGGGCCGCGGUGAAGGACGCGGCGAGAGACGCGGUGAAGGACGUGUUGAGGGACGCGGCGAAGGACGUGGCGAGGGACGCGGAGAUGGACGCGGUGAGGGACGCGGUGAAGGACGAGGAGAUGGUCGCAGACUACCUAUGCCCAUUAGUCUAAGACCUAUUGAAAUUCGCAAAGAAGAGGAACCACGUCGCGAGGAACCGCGCCGCGUUGCCGAGGUACCACGUCGUGAACCCGAAAUAAAAUACAAGCAUAUCCCAAUAAUCAAUCAUAACAUUGUACACAACAAACCUGGCCCACGAGUUCUUGAAAAUUAUGUAAUGGAAGGACACGGUGACAGACGUCGUGGUGAGGAGCGUCGUGGAGAGGAACGUCGUGGUGACGAAGGUCGUGGCGAUGAACGUCGUGGUGACGAACGUCGUGGUGACGAACGUCGUGGCGAGGAACGUCGUGGCGACAAACAUCGUGGCGACGACUGUCGUGGUGACGAACGUCGUAGCGACGAACGUCGUGGCGAGGAACGUCGUGGUGAGGAGCGUCGUGGAGAGGAACGUCGUGGUGGAGAACGCCGCCGAGGCGACGAACGAAGUGAAAGACGGCGUGGCGAAGAGCGUCGUGGUGAAGAGCGUCGUGGCGAAGAGCGUCGUGGCGAAGAACGCCGUGGCGAUGAGCGUCGUGGCGAAGAGCGUCGUGGUGACGAACGUCGCGGUGGCGAAAGCGAACGCAGAUGGGAAUCCGAAAUUCUGCGUGAAAUUGAGCCCCGUCGUAGACAAAUGCAACCAUCACACCACCACAUGCCUUUAGAUCUACACAGCCAAAAUUUCCGUGUUCCUAGAGACAACAAGCCCCAAAAUACCGAAAAGAAGGCGGAAAAUACCGAAAAAUCUACUUAA